AUGCGUACGCAACUUUUCAUUACAACAUUGCUGGCUGCUGUUACUUCCCUUGUAGCAUCCGCGCCGAGCAAUCUCCACGACCGGAGCGUCGCUUUCGAUUGGAGUACGGACAAAGUCCGAGGAGUAAACAUCGGUGGCUGGCUAGUCCUUGAGCCGUUCAUCACACCGUCGAUAUUCGAGCAUCACAGCUCAGCCGAUUGGCCUGUCCACGACGAAUGGACGCUUUGCGAGAAGUUGGGCCAGAGUGAAUGUUUCAAUGUGUUGAAGUCGCAUUGGAAGAACUUCGUCUCCUGGAACGACUUUCGGAAAAUCAAGGAUGCUGGCUUCAAUGUCGUACGCAUUCCCGUUGGUUACUGGAGUUAUGUGGAGCCUUGGGGCCCUUACACUACAGGCGCAGCCCCAUAUCUCGACGUCGCCAUCGAUUGGGCGCGACAAACUGGUCUGAAGAUCAUCAUCGAUCUUCAUGGCGCACCCAAAUCCCAGAACGGCUUCGAUCACAGCGGCCAUACUGCAUCUUGGCCGGCCUGGGGCGAUUCCGACAGUCUGAGCCACACUCAUGCUGCACUCAAACAGAUCGAGCAGAAAUACGCUACACUAGAGAUGCAAGAUGUCGUGGUCGCCAUCCAGUUCCUUAACGAGCCUUUCCUACUUAAGCUCGAUCAGAAGAUGGUUAAACAAUUUUACCACGAUGCAUACUACAGCCUACGGGGUAUCAGCGACACACCUGCUAUGCUGCACGAUGGGUUCGAGAACCCGUCUUGGCUAAACGGCUUCCUGACCACCCAGGACAACGAUGUGCGCAAUGUCGUGGUCGAUCACCAUGAGUACCAGAUCUUUGACUCCGGGUUGAACGCCAUGUCUAUCGACCAACACGUGGCUCUUACGUGCAACUCUGUCAGCAACUACGACAGCUCAGACAAAUGGACGAUCGUGGGCGAAUGGUCCGGCGCCUUUACCGACUGCGCCCUCCAUCUCAACGGCUUCAACUACGGUUCCCGCAUGGAAGGUAGCUUUCCAGGCUCCUACUGGAUUGAUUCGUGCGCCGGUAAAUUCGGUUUCGUGUCCUCGUGGUCUCAGGACUGGAAGGAUAGCGUGCGUCGCUACAUUGAAGUUCAACUCGAUGCGUAUGAAGCCAAGACGCGUGGUUGGAUCUUUUGGAACUUCAAGACUGAAGGGAGUGCUGGGGAGUGGGAUCUGUUUCAGCUUUUGGAUAAUGGUGUGUUUCCGCAGCCGUUGUGGGAUAGAAGGUUUGGAAAGGCUUGUGAGAACUUCUGA
Alternaria atra is the source of this 1275-nucleotide messenger RNA. RefSeq lists its product as uncharacterized. Gene Ontology annotation, biological process: glucan catabolic process. Bases 1 to 1275 code for a protein of 424 amino acids. Gene Ontology annotation, molecular function: glucan exo-1,3-beta-glucosidase activity. The transcript has 5 exons. Gene Ontology annotation, cellular component: extracellular region; cell surface. NCBI's taxonomy places the organism in Eukaryota, Fungi, Ascomycota, Dothideomycetes, Pleosporales, Pleosporaceae. The record is from RefSeq and is a predicted model, not a curated record.